ACUUUGCUUCUGAGAGUUUCUUCAAGGAUUGCUGCAGACCAGUUAUCAUGUUUUCAGCAGUAGGAUGGAACACGCAAUACAGGCGAAUUGAGGAAUGUAAUCCUAUCAUCCAAAAAGAAAAUUUAGAAGAUGUGGAAGAUGAAAAGAACCACAACCUGCCCUCAACCAGGUACCGCAGGAAGGCAAAAGAAAUCGGCACAACAGAAGAGAGUCUGGACUAUUUGCCGUCUCACAGUGAAGUGUAUAAAAAUUGGUUACAGUCGACACCUUGCAGGUCAGACUGGGAUCGUUGGCUGAUGAUGGGGCUCAUUGGAGUGGUUGUGGGCACAGUAGGUUUUUUCAUGCACCAGAGCAUUGAUUACGUAUUUGAACUGAAAUGGGAGUUUGUAGAGAAGUAUAUACAACAUGGGGAUUUUCUAACAACAUGGAUGAUAGUCCUUGGCAUUGGCCUUGCUAUGGUCUUGGUUGCAGCUUUACUGAUAGUGUAUUUCAGUCCCUCUGGUUCACCUAGUGGACUUCCUGAGGUCAUGGGGUAUCUAAAUGGGGCGUCACUGAGACAUAUAUUUAAACUCAGAACCUUUAUUGGAACUUUUUUUUCCUGUACCCUGGCUGUGUCAGCUGGACUGUUCUGUGGGCCAGAAGCUCCUAUGAUCCAUAUAGGAGCAGUGGUUGGAUGUGGCCUGAGCCAAUGUAAAUCUGAUACUCUACGAAUAAAUCUUCCCUUCUUUACAAGAUUUCGGAACUCUGCAGAUAAGAGACAGUUUAUUACAGCUGGUGCAGCAUCUGGGAUUGCUUCAGUAUUUCGCUCACCCGUCGGGGGGCUUCUGUUUGUCCUGGAGGAAGUAGCUUCCUUUUGGAACAUUAAUUUGGCAUGCCAAACCUUCUUCUGCUGUCUAGUCGCAUCUUUUACUACAGAAGUGCUCUCAUCCUCAUUCGGUGGCUUUAUUUACCAGGGUUAUUUUGGAUUUUUCAAAGCAGAGCAGAGAAUUCUUUUUUGGGUGAAAGAUCUCUUGGAUAUGAGUGUCUUGGCUUUUUUCCCCACUUUAAUCCUUGGAGUUAUUGGUGGUUUGUUAGGUGCUUUAUUUGUAUUUCUGAAUGUACGAAUCAAUAAAAUGCGCAUGAAGGUUUUGAAUGCAGUUCAGAACAAACACCUGAAGCCACUAAUCAAGAUUCUUGAUAUCCUCUUGCUAGCGGUGGCUACAAUAACUGUUACCGUUUUCAUCCCAUACUUUUUUCCAUGCAGCCCUUACUCCAUUGAUAGCAAGAUCAUUAGUAAUGCAUCUGAACACUCAUAUGGAGCUCAUAUACCAUGGGAUGUAUCUGAAUAUAACUGUCCACCGAGCUCUUCAUGGAUUGGGGCAGAUGGCAACAUAAACUCCAACCAUAGUAUUAACCAAGCUGCUGCACUGUUGGUGAAAAAUGGUAAACAGGGAAUCAACCUCCUAUACCAACGUGGAACCCAUGAAAAGUUUGGAUUUCCUGCUCUCUUUACGGCACUGGUGUUUUACUUUCUCAUAUCCUGCUGGACCGCUGGCACAGCUGCUGCGACUGGCCUUGUGGUGCCCAUGCUGUACACCGGGGCAUUGCUUGGCAGGAUUGUUGGUCUGACUCUGGUAGUCAUGUUUGGUAACCAAAAUGAUGAGUAUAAGAUAUGGAUUGACCCUGGGCUGUUUGCAGUUUUAGGAUCUGCUGCUUACUUCAGUGGAGUAACCAGGCUGACCAUUUCCCUCACAGUUAUUAUGGUGGAAAUAACAAAUGACGUUCAGUCUAUUCUGCUUAUAAUGGUGGUAGCAAUGGUCAGUAAAACAGUGGGAGAUUACUUUAACCAUUCACUCUUCAGCACAUUACUGCACCUGAAAUGUAUCCCCUACCUGAAAGCAGAACCAUGUGUCGUUGAAGGAAAAAAGAAUGUAAACCUAGAACUGUUCACUGCCAGAGAUGUCAUGAAACCAUGUGCCAUAAUCCAUCUGCAGGAAAACGUCUACUCAUUGGCUGAGCUGCUACUUGGUACCAGUCACAAUGGCUUCCCAGUGGUGUACAGCCCUGGAGCAGGGCAGGAGGAGGUAUUUGUGGGAACAAUCACAAAGUUGGAACUCUACAUGUUACUUUCCAACAGUAAAAUAUUUCAAACACCUGACAAUAAUAUAAGUUGCCCAGCUGUCCUCACAUAUCAAGAGGUAACAGUAGAGAAACUGCCAGAUGAGUCUCGGAUGAACACUCUGCUUAGCAAAUACUCUACAGACUCUCAGUAUCAGCAGCUCUUCAUCAAUCUGGAACCUUAUAUCAAUAUGUCUGCAGUGUCUGUGCCAGCCCAUUUUUCCCUGCAUCGGACCUACGUUGUGUUUCGAACUCUCGGACUUCGCCAUUUAAUUGUUGUUGAUCUUCAGAAUCGAGCAAUUGGAAUCAUAACAAGGAAGGAUCUUAUAUCUGUCAAACUGGAAGAAAAGCUGAUUAAUUCUGGAAAGCUUGAUUCAGAUGAAGAACUUCUACAUUAAAGGAAAAAAUAGAUUAGAUACAUUUAAUAAAUAAAGUGCGAAAAUAAGUAUUUAUACAGUUUUUAAAAAUGUUUGAUUUCCACUAGAUAGAUAUAAAGUAUUAGUUAAACUGUAUGAAUUUGUAUGCUAUUUUUUUCAAGAUAUUUUAUUCUACCACAAUAACCUUUUUUCCCUUGAUCAUGCUGAUACUACAUAGAAAGUAUCUGUUCUAUCUACUGGUUAAAUCAUGUUACACUGUGUGCAGAAAUAAUGAUAACAUGUCUAAAAGAAUAAAAUAAAUAUAUCAAUGCA
Molecule: messenger RNA, 2786 nt
Organism: Bombina bombina (fire-bellied toad)
Lineage: Eukaryota; Metazoa; Chordata; Amphibia; Anura; Bombinatoridae
Product: chloride channel protein C-like
Exons: 18
Coding region: 48-2495 (815 amino acids)
Biological process (GO): transmembrane transport; chloride transport
Cellular component (GO): membrane; intracellular membrane-bounded organelle
Molecular function (GO): voltage-gated chloride channel activity
Source: RefSeq, a predicted model, not a curated record